AUCGAACCCACGCGUCACACCAAGAAACGCAGGAAAACCCGUCACCACAACUUCUAUCAUUUCUCUUCACAAACCACAAACCAUCUUCAACCACAACCAUGAUGUGGGAAUGGGACCAAGACGAACACCACCACCACCACACCACCUCCCCAAAACCCGACCAAAUCCCCGACCCUAACUCCUAUCUCAACUUCGAUUUCUUCUCACCUCUCUCCAAACCCAAGGAUUAUUACAAGAUACUGGAAGUCGAUUACGAUGCUGAUGACGAUGCUAUUCGCUCCAAUUACAUUCGUCUUGCUCUUAAAUGGCACCCGGAUAAGCAGAAAGACCAGAACUCUGCUACGUCCAUGUUUCAAGAUAUAAACGAGGCAUAUCAGGUUUUAAGUGAUCCAGAUAAAAGGAGAGACUAUGACAUAAAUGGGAUGCGUUACGAAUAUGAUUACAAUAUCAUUGAUUAUCUUAACCGUUACAAGGGUCUUAUAUUGACUUGCAAUGGCCUCGGCAUAAAACAAUCGAUAUGGUAAAGCAAACCGGAAUCACUCACAUCCAUCCAGUGCCUCUAGGACAAUUUUUUGAAGUACCUGGCACUGCAUGCCAUGCUCUGUAAUGAAAACACAUGCUUAUGAUGUCCUGGAGGGUUAGGUUCAUGCUGCUUUAUGUAUAAAAAGAAACAUAAUCUAAAUGGGAUUUUCUACUUGUAAAAGCCAAAUGUUAUCAUAUUCUCUUUGAUUGAUAUAUUUCUUACUUUCUCUUUA
This is a messenger RNA of Vicia villosa (hairy vetch), 755 nucleotides long. RefSeq lists its product as uncharacterized. The record is from RefSeq and is a predicted model, not a curated record. The transcript has 5 exons. Gene Ontology annotation, cellular component: cytoplasm; nucleus. NCBI's taxonomy places the organism in Eukaryota, Viridiplantae, Streptophyta, Magnoliopsida, Fabales, Fabaceae. Bases 99 to 524 code for a protein of 141 amino acids.